AUGGCUCGUGCAACGCGCUCUCAGCCUCAACCUUCACAGUCUCAGCCGCGGCAACGCGCAGGGCGCGCAACAAACGGCCGGUCGCAGCCUGUCGACGAUGGAUAUGACGAUGAAAAAGACGACGACCUUGACGCGGGAGGUUACGCAGAUGAAAUGGACGUUGAUGGCGAGGGAGGAGAUGCCUCUCAAACAGAGUUGGAGCGCAAGGCAGGCGAUCUUGCACGGUUGGCGCUGUCCGCAGAAAGCAGGCGCGUGCCCUUGAAGCGAGAUGAAAUCUCGAAGAAAGUUUUGGGCUCUAGUUCGCGACAAUUCAACGUGGUCUUCGCCAGAGCACAAGAAAUUCUCCGCAAGACAUUCGGCAUAGAAAUGGCUGAGCUGCAAUCUCGCGCCGCUCUUGCCCAAGACGCCGACGAGCCCGAGCCCACCCAAGCGGCCAACGGCGGAGCAGGCAAGAAAGGAAAGAAGGCAGCAGGCGGGAAGCGUGCCGCUGCAGGAGGCCCGAAGUCGUAUAUUCUCCGCUCCCUCCUAGACACCGCUAUCAUAGCGCGCGCCAACGCGCCCGACCGCGAGCUUCGCCGUCUCGAGUCCACGCAUGCGAACAUCACGAACGAGGAUUUCGCAGACCUCUACGACAUCGACGACGAGGACGCCGAUGCGACGGCGCGGGCUACUGGCAGCAUACUGGCCUGGGAGCAGAGCGACGAAGUGGCGAGUAUGGGCGUGUUGCACAUCACGCUUGGGCUCAUCCUCACAGACGCCAGAGUGGGGCGGGACCACGAACUACGGCAGGUCUUCAAACGGCUCAGGCUGGGGCCGAGUACGCAGAUGCCGCUGAGCGCGCGCUCAACAGCCCAGCUCUCAUUCGACCAGCUGCUCUCUUCCUUCGUCCGCCAAGGCUACCUCGACCGACAGCGCGUCGGCGAGCCAGGAAAGGGCAAGCGCGGGCGUGGCCCUCCUGCUGCGUCCCAAGCACCUAACGGCAAUGCGACUGGUGAGGAACAGUGGGAGUGGCGCUGGGGCCCUCGUGCGCACGCUGAGGUUGGCGAGAAGUUCGUGACCCGGUUUGUCGCGGAGUUCAUGGUGGAUAUGGAGAUGAAGGGUGCCGCGGCAGAAAGCGAGGAGGACGCCGAUGCUGAGGCUGAGAGGGACGAAGAGUGGCGCAAGAGGGUGGAGAGGGUGUAUAACGCGAUUGAGCGAGCUGCGGGCGGUGCAGCCUUGCAGGACAUCAAGUAG
Molecule: messenger RNA, 1233 nt
Organism: Rhodofomes roseus
Lineage: Eukaryota; Fungi; Basidiomycota; Agaricomycetes; Polyporales; Fomitopsidaceae
Product: MAGE-domain-containing protein
Exons: 3
Coding region: 1-1233 (410 amino acids)
Biological process (GO): DNA repair
Cellular component (GO): nucleus
Source: RefSeq, a predicted model, not a curated record